ACAUACUCCUGCAUACUCGCCAACGGAUAUACAGCUCCACCUCACCAACUGCACCAAGUAGCACCUAGAGCGCCAUUGCUAGCAGCAGAAGCUAGCUAUCAUCGUUUGAGACCUAACGUACAGUUGCCUCUUGGUUGCAUUACGUCCGUGGUUGUUAGUUAAUUGCACUCGGCAGCUACGGCUAGUGCGGCUGAGAUGCUCGCCGUGUCGGCCGCGAGGUGCGCCGUCGACGAUGCGGUGGCAGACCAGCGCAGCUCCGAGGAGGAAGCCGCCGUCUCCGGCGUGGAGACGGUAGGGGCGUCGACGGACCUGGACAUGGACUUCGACUUCACCGUCGACGACAUAGACUUCGGGGACUUCUUCCUCCGGCUAGAGGACGGCGACGCGCUGCCGGACCUCGAGGUCGACCCAGCCGAGAUCUUCGCGGAGUUCGAGGCGGUGGCCGCGGGCGCCGGCGUCGUGGAGGUGGAGCUGCCGGACCAGCAAGUGCCCUGCGCCGAGCUAUUGGCGGCUGUGGAGGACGUCGGGUCGGCGAGCCCGACCGGUGGCGUCGAGAACGUGGUGUUUGCUGAGGCGGGGGACGAGAAGGGUGAGUGCAAUAACCAGAACGACGAAGAUGGCAACAUGGGCGGCGACCGACCCGUUGUGCCGGACGCGAAAUCGCCGUCGUCGUCGACCACGUCGUCGUCCACGGAGGCCGAGAGCAGGCACAGGUCGUCAGGCAAGAGCUCCCACGGGAAGAAGAAAGCCAAGGUGGAUUGGACACCGGAUCUUCACCGGAGAUUCGUGCAGGCGGUAGAGCAGCUCGGCAUCGACAAGGCCGUGCCCUCUAGGAUACUGGAGAUCAUGGGGAUCAACUCACUCACUCGCCACAACAUAGCAAGCCAUUUGCAGAAGUAUCGGUCUCACCGGAAGCACAUGGUUGCACGGGAGGCGGAGGCGGCGAGUUGGACCCAACGGAGGCAGAUGUACGCCGCCGGAGGACCCCCUGCGGCCGUGAAGAGGCCGGACCCGAACAUGUGGACCGUGCCAUCCGUCGGCUACUCGCCGUCACCGGCUCCUCCUCCGCCGCCGCCGCAUGCUAUGCAGCACUUUGUCCGGCCGUUGCACGUUUGGGGUCACCCCUCGAUGGACUCGCCUCGGAUGCCGAUGUGGCCGCGGCAUCCCAUAGCGCCCCGUCCCCCGAUGCCGUCGUGGGCUCCCCCGCCGCCGCCGUCUGACCCGGCUUUCUGGCACCACCCUUACAUGAGGCCGGCGUACAUGCCGACUCACGGGACACCUUGCAUGGCAAUGCCGAUGGCACCCGCUCCGAAAUUCCCUGCUCCGGCUGUAGUUCCCGUUGCUAUGCCGUGUCCUCCUCCGGUCUAUACGCCCCCCUCCCGCCCAGCACAGGCGAGCAAGAGCCAACAAGAUUCGCAGCUUCAACUACAAGCGCAGCCAUCAAAUGAGAGCAUAGACGCGGCCAUUGGUGAUGUUUUAUCCAAACCGUGGCUGCCGCUGCCCCUUGGACUGAAGCCCCCUUCACUGGGCAGCGUCAUGGGCGAGCUGGAAAGGCAAGGCGUAGCUAAUGUCCCGCAAGCUUGCGGGUGAUCGCCGGCCUGCCUGCAGGAUGCUGCUAGCUCCUCCGUUCGCCGCAACAACAAAAAAUUCGCCGACUUGUCUUUGUUUUUUUGGGACGCUUCGUGGACCUCUCUCUUAGUUAACUUGUGCAUAUUUUCAUGAGAAAUUAAACAACGAGUAUUUCACUCCGGAGAAUAAUUUUUGUCACACCUUA
This is a messenger RNA of Lolium rigidum, 1774 nucleotides long. Its product is annotated as probable transcription factor GLK1. Gene Ontology annotation, molecular function: DNA-binding transcription factor activity; transcription cis-regulatory region binding. NCBI's taxonomy places the organism in Eukaryota, Viridiplantae, Streptophyta, Magnoliopsida, Poales, Poaceae. Gene Ontology annotation, biological process: positive regulation of DNA-templated transcription. The record is from RefSeq and is a predicted model, not a curated record. The transcript is spliced from 5 exons. Gene Ontology annotation, cellular component: nucleus. The coding region runs from base 196 to 1590 and encodes 464 amino acids.